AUGGUCAGCGAUUCCCGAGGAGCCCCUACUCCCAUCUGGGAGCUUAUUCUCGAGCAGUUCAAGGAUCAGCUUGUUCUGAUUCUUCUCGGUUCGGCCGCCGUCUCUUUGGACUGGCCCUCUUUGAACAAGAAGAGGGCUGGAAUCCUUACCAUUCUUAUCCUCAAUGCCGUUGUCGGAGUUUCCCAGGAAAGCAGCGCGGAGAAGGCUAUUGCUGCCCUUCAAGAAUACUCGGCCAACGAAGCGAAUGUCAUCAGGAAUGGUGGCCACGUUUCUCGCGUCAAGGCCGAGGAACUUGUCCCCGGUGAUAUUAUCAGUAUCCACGUUGGCGACCGUAUCCCUGCUGAUUGCCCGAGAGUGGGCAAGGACGACACCAUCGUCGUCAGUGAUACCAAGGCUGUGCUUCAGGAUCAGGUCAACAUGCUAUUCUCUGGAACUACCGUGGUUACCGGCCGCGCCAAAGCGGUCGUCGUCUUGACCGGGUCUUCUACAGCCAUUGGCGGCAUCCAGGAGAGCAUCACUGCCCAGAUCUCGGAGCCCACGCCCUUGAAGCAGAAGUUGAACGAUUUUGGCGACAGCCUCGCCAAAGUCAUCACCGUAAUCUGCGUCUUGGUCUGGCUUAUCAACAUUCCCCAUUUCAGCGACCCCUCCCACGGUAACUGGACCAAGGGUGCCAUCUACUAUCUCAAGAUCGCCGUUUCUCUUGGUGUCGCUGCUAUUCCCGAAGGCCUUGCUGUUGUUAUCACCACCUGUCUCGCGCUCGGAACUCGCAAGAUGGCUGCCAAGAACGCCGUCACCGGCACUCUGACCACCAACCAGAUGAGCGUUAACAAGGUUGUCUACAUUGAUGAAUCAGGCGCCGGCUUCCAGGAGCUCGACGUGGAGGGCUCCACCUUUGCCCCUCGCGGCGAUGUCAAGAUCAAUGGUAAAGUUACCCAGGAUGUCAUCCAAACCUCGAGCACGGUUCGUCAGAUUGCCGAAGUUGCGGCGCUUUGUAACGAUUCCCACCUUGCCUAUGAUAGCCGCACUGGAAACUACAGCUUGAUCGGCGAACCCACUGAGGGCGCAUUGCGCGAUGCCGGUCACUACGCUAGCUCCUGGCACGAGAAGCAAUAUCCCCGCCUCGCCACUUAUGAAUUCUCUCGCGAUCGAAAGAGCAUGUCGGUUUUGGUUCACGACCACAACAAGAAGAAACUCCUCGUCAAGGGCGCCCCCGAAACCAUUAUUGAACGGUGCUCGCACGUCUUGGUGGGGUCUCAGGGCAAGAAGAUCUCGCUCAACAAGAAGCUCACCGAUAUGCUCCUGACUGAAGUGGUUGAAUAUGGUAACCGUGGCCUCCGCGUCAUCGCUUUGGCCAGUGUUGACGAUAUUGUUGCUGGCUCGAUUACCAAGUGUCGCGAUGCUGGCAUUCGUGUCAUUGUUAUCACCGGCGACAACCGAAACACCGCCGAAAGCAUCUGCCGAAAGAUUGGAGUCUUCGGCUGCCAAGACUGCCUCUCUCUUUCGCGUGUUGAACCUGGUCACAAGUCUAAGCUGGUCGACCUCCUUCAAUCGCUCGGCGAAGUUGUGGCCAUGACUGGUGAUGGUGUUAAUGAUGCUCCUGCCUUGAAGAAGGCGGACAUUGGUAUCGCCAUGGGCUCUGGUACCGACGUUUCGAAGCUCGCCGCCGACAUGGUUCUUGCCGAUGACAACUUUGCCACGAUCGAGGUCGCCAUCGAAGAGGGUCGUUCCAUCUACAACAACACGCAGCAAUUCAUUCGCUACCUCAUCUCUUCCAAUAUCGGAGAGGUCGUUUCCAUCUUCCUGACUGCCGCCCUAGGCAUGCCCGAGGCUUUGAUUCCUGUCCAGCUCCUGUGGGUGAACCUUGUCACCGACGGUCUCCCGGCUACCGCUCUCUCGUUCAACCCUCCCGACCAUGAUAUCAUGCGCCGUCGACCCAGGCGUCGUGACGAGGCUCUUAUCGGCGGCUGGCUUUUCUUCCGUUACCUUAUUAUUGGAACCUAUGUCGGUCUCGCUACCGUGGCUGGCUACGCUUGGUGGUUCAUGUACAACGAAGCUGGGCCUCAGAUCACAUUUUCGCAACUGUCUCGAUUCCACCGCUGCUCAACCGAGUUCCCUGAGAUCGGCUGCCAAAUGUUCACCAAUGAUAUGGCCAAGUCUGCCUCGACCGUGUCUCUCUCUAUCCUUGUUGUCAUCGAGAUGUUCAACGCUAUGAAUGCGCUGUCAUCUAGCGAAUCUCUCUUGACCCUUCCUCUCUGGGAGAACAUGAUGCUAGUCUAUGCCAUUGUCCUUUCCAUGGCUUUGCACUUUGCCCUUCUCUACACUCCCGGACUCCAGACCCUCUUCUCCAUCCUACCUCUCGAUCUCAAUGAAUGGAACGCUGUCGUACUCAUCAGUGCUCCCGUCAUUCUGAUUGACGAGGUUCUCAAGUUCUUCGAGCGCCAGUUCUUCCUCCAGAAGACGACUGAAGAGCCCGUCUCCGUAAAGAAGACGAAAUAA
Parascedosporium putredinis is the source of this 2496-nucleotide messenger RNA. The record is from the annotation of a GenBank genome assembly. NCBI's taxonomy places the organism in Eukaryota, Fungi, Ascomycota, Sordariomycetes, Microascales, Microascaceae.